Amaranthus tricolor (Joseph's coat) is the source of this 1102-nucleotide messenger RNA. Its product is annotated as NDR1/HIN1-like protein 1. The transcript has a single exon. Gene Ontology annotation, biological process: defense response to other organism. The record is from RefSeq and is a predicted model, not a curated record. Lineage: Eukaryota; Viridiplantae; Streptophyta; Magnoliopsida; Caryophyllales; Amaranthaceae. Bases 221 to 862 code for a protein of 213 amino acids.
UUGCGAAUCCCCACAAAAUCAUUGAAAGAAUGACUUUUUCACCUAACGCAGAAAAAACUCCCGUUUAACGCAGCUACACCCUACCACUCAAUUCUUUAUAGCUCUCAACUCUUACACCAUAUCUUUCUCUAUCUUUCUUCUCCACAGACCACAGACCACAGACCACAGACCUCAUUCAUUAUUAUCCCUUUGCAUAUCCAAUUUGAAGAAGGCAAAAAGAAUGACAUCAAAAGACUGCUGCCAUGACGAGGACGAGAAGAAGGAAACAGCCCGUCGUAUAAUAGGUGGUAUCUUAACCUUCAUAGUAAUAGUCCUGUUGGUGGUAUUCAUAAUAUGGGUGGUCCUUCGCCCGACCAAACCUCGCUUCAUCCUUCAAGACGCAACUAUCUACGCCUUCAACUUAACAGCACCCAACAUCCUCACUGCCACUCUUCAAGUUACAAUCUCUUCCCGAAACCCAAACAAUCGCAUCGGGGUUUACUAUGAGCGUCUGGAUGUUUAUGCUUCUUACCAUAAUCAGCAAAUCACACUACCAACAAGACUUCCUUUUGCUUAUCAAGGUCAUAAAGAUAUUACCAUUUGGUCACCUUUUCUUUACGGUAACUCUGUUCCUAUUGCUCCUUAUUUAGGUUUGUCAAUUCAGCAAGAUCAGAAUGCCGGUUUGGUUCUUAUCAAUAUUAAGAUAAAUGGAAAAGUUAAGUGGAAAGUUGGAACUUGGGUUUCUGGGAAAUAUCAUUUUAAUGCUAAUUGUCCUGCUUAUAUUACUUUUGGAAACAAAGGUAAUAUUAAUGGCUUUAAUAUUGGUUCUGCUGCUGUUAAGCUUCAGCUUUCUAGUGCUUGUGAAGUGGAUGUCGCCGUUUAAUCACCUUUUUCCUCACUUUUGAUUGAUACAAUUACAAGUAUAAGAUAAAUUAGCUUCAAACUUUAUUUCUUAUACGAUUUUUGUUUCCUUUUUUUUUCUUUAAUUUUUCUUUUGGUGGUUAUUAUUAAAUGUUAAACGUGGAUUGGUAAAGAUAAUAAUGAUUAAGGCCGGGACUUUAUUUUGAGUAAUUUGUAAAUGUUAUGAUAUUAAUGAUUAAAGCCAAUUUCCAUGUUUUAUAAA